UUUGGAUCGAAUCGCAUGGAUGGAUAUCUAUAGAUACAAGUGAACACGCGUUGCAUUGUUUAGUAGGAGUCAUGAAGUCCCUACUGCCAAGUGUAGCUCACAAGAUAGGGACUGCAAUCAAGAAUAUAGCAGAGAACAAAAGCUCGAGCUGGUGGUACACCCCUCACGCCGCCGCCGCCGCCCAUGCCAUUUCAGAGAGGAUACCGCUAGUCGAUUUCAUUCUUGAAGUCCGGGAUGCUAGGAUCCCUUUGUCAUCAAAAUUCAAACUGCUGAAAAAGCAUGCAACUUCCACCAGGCGAAUUAUAGUUUUGAACAAAACAGAUCUUGCAAGUCGCUCACAGCAAUGGAUGGAUUAUUUUGAAGGACAGGAUGAUAUAGCAUUUCGAGUCAAUUCUCAUAAUAGAGAUAGUAUAAAGGAGUUCUUGACUUUUCUGCAAGCUAGAGUAAGAGAACUAAUAAAUACCGGUUAUUCUCGACAUACUAUAACACUAAUGCUUGUUGGUAUUCCUAAUGUUGGGAAAUCUGCACUUGCAAACUCAUUGCAUCUGAUUGGGCGAAUUAGUGCCGCAGAGAAGGGAAGACUAAAACAUGCUGUGGUAACUCCUCAGCCUGGGGAGACUAAAAACAUUAGCAGUUUUAAGAUUGCUAGCCAUCCUAAUAUUUAUGUGCUGGACACGCCGGGUAUUUUGCCACCUCAUAUCCUGGAUGCUGAGCUAUGCUGCAAACUAGCUCUUACAGUAACUAGUCUCUCCAUGGUAGUGACCCGUUCUCAAUCAAUUUCUCAGAUUGGGGGUUCUCUUUCAGGUGCAAUCCAAGAAUGUUUAGAUGGUGAAGUAGAGCUUGCUCAGUAUUUUUUAGCAAUCCUUACCACGAGUGAUGAAUUCAAGAAAUGGGCAAAAUUGGGUGGCAUUGAGAAAGACAUGUUAGUUGUAACUGCUACUGAUGGCGAAUUUGACUUGGAGAAAACACAUAAAAUGAAGCAUUGUGUGACAGAUCACACGCAG
Cuscuta europaea is the source of this 1004-nucleotide messenger RNA. Lineage: Eukaryota; Viridiplantae; Streptophyta; Magnoliopsida; Solanales; Convolvulaceae. The record is from the annotation of a GenBank genome assembly.